This is a messenger RNA of Penicillium brasilianum, 996 nucleotides long. The record is from the annotation of a GenBank genome assembly. NCBI's taxonomy places the organism in Eukaryota, Fungi, Ascomycota, Eurotiomycetes, Eurotiales, Aspergillaceae.
AUGGCAUCCUCACAUAUCCCUGACUCCUUCCUCCAAGACCCCCCGCCCAACGCAACCAUCCACCCCCUCGACUUUACAAAAACCACGCCCCCAAUCCCCGCCUACAAAAACCACUUUGCCGCCGUCAUCGACAAUUUCAUGACCCCGGCGGAAUGCAGCACACUCCUCCGUCUAGCCGGUGAAUCCUCCCACCCGCCAACAUCCACCUCGUCGUCCAACCCCGCCGAACCAACCUGGCAACGCGCCCUCGUCAACGCCGGCUCGGGAACCCAAGUAGCCUCCUCCAGCCGCAAAAGCGGCCGCUACAUCUGGGACUCUCCCGAACUCGGAUCCCGACUCUUCGCCCGUCUCACCCCCUUCCUGACAUCCUUCGGACUGCACCGAAUCGAGAACCAGCCGCUGAUUACCGGGCUGGGUCCCGCGAAGCGCGGCGAGGUCUUCGCGGUGGCCGGGCUCAAUGAGCGGAUCCGGUUUUUGAGAUACGAGGGGGGUGAUUAUUUUCGGCCGCAUUGGGAUGGAUGUUAUACGGAUGACGGCCAGGGAAGCGGGGUGAGUCGGCGGAGUCUUUUGACGGUGCAUUUGUAUUUGAAUGGGGAAGGGGAACAGGAUUGGGGGGUUUUGGGACCGGAGGUGGAGCGGGCGAGUAGGGGGAUGUAUCUGUUUGAGGGGGAGGAUGGGUUGGUGGAUUUGAAAGAGGUUGGUGAAGCGGAUGGGAUGGGUGAGGAUCAACGUGAUGGUGAUGGUGAUGGUGAUGGUGAUGGUGAUGGUGAUGGUGAUGGUGAUGGACCUGAUCGGGCGCAAGAGACCUUACUUGGUGGUGCCACCUCAUUUGGAGAUGACUAUCGCAUGAGAGAUUCGGUGCGAGUCUUUCCCAAGACGGGGUCCUUGUUGAUCUUUCAACAGAGGAAUCUGAUGCAUAGUGGAGACGACGUAUUUCGGGGUGUCAAGUAUACGGUCCGGACGGAUGUGAUGUAUACCCUUGAGAAACGGGAAUAG